AUGUCCCUCAAAGUGCCAAAGGCCGGCGGGCCAGAGCUCUUCAAGGCCGGAUACAAGCACCUUUCGGGUCUCGAAGAGGCGGUCCUCCGCAACAUCCAGGCGGUUGGCGAGCUGAGCGAGAUUGUGCGCACCUCGUUUGGUCCAUAUGGGCGUAACAAGCUCAUCAUCAACCACCUCGGGCGGCUGUUUGUGACAAAUGACGCGGCGACUAUUAUUCGCGAGAUCGAGGUGGCGCACCCCGCAGCCAAGCUGCUGGUGAUGGCGUCACACUCGCAAGAGAGCGAGAUGGGAGAUGCGACAAACCUUGUCCUCAUCCUCGCCGGCGAGCUGCUCAAGCGCUCCGAGCAUCUGCUCACCAUGGGCCUGCACCCGUCCGAGGUUAUCCAGGGAUACGAGAUGGCGCUGGAGAAGGGGCGUGAGGAGCUUGAGACGCUCGUCUGUAAGACGGUCGCCUCAUCCCCGCUCCCAUCCAAGAUCGAGCUUGCUGCCGCGAUCGCACCGUCCCUCGCGUCCAAGCAGCCCGGACAUGAGCACUUCCUCGCCGACCUCGUGGCCGAUGCGUCGUUGACUGUUAUGCCGAAGAACCCGAAGGACUUCAAUGUUGACAGCGUGCGCGUGGUCAAGAUCCUUGGUGGUGGCAUCGACUCGUCGCGUGUCGUCCGCGGCAUGGUCUUCCCGCGUGAGCCCGAGGGUAUCGUCAAGAGCGCCAAGAAGGCCAAGGUCGCCGUCUUCACCACUGCACUCGACAUUGCCCAGACCGAGACCAAGGGAACAGUUCUGCUCAAGAAGGCCGAGGAGCUGCUCGACUUCUCGCGCGGUGAGGAGCGCCAGCUCGAGGGGUACCUGAAGGAGAUUGCCGACAGCGGAGUCAAGCUCAUCAUCGCGGGAAGUGGCGUCGGCGACCUCGCCCUGCACUACCUGAACCGCCUGGGCAUCGCCGUUGUCAAGGUGCUGUCCAAAUUCGACCUGCGCCGUCUCUCGCGCGUCUUUGGGGCAACGCCUCUUGCGCGCCUUGGCGCACCGACGCCCGAGGAGGCCGGCAUGGUGGACGUGUUUGAGACGAUCGAGAUCGGCGGUGACCGUGUCACCGUCUUCCGGCAGGAGGAGAGCGGCAAGACGCGCACCGCGACGGUGGUGCUGCGCGGCGCGACGAUCAACCACCUCGACGACCUGGAGCGCAGCAUCGACGACGGCGUGAACAAUGUGCGCAUCCUGCUGCGCGAUGGCCGCCUCGUCCCCGGCGCGGGCGCGAGCGAGAUUGAGCUCGCCGUCCGCGUCGGCAAGUACGGCGAGGUGACGCCGGGACUGGCACAGCACGCGAUCAAGCGCUGGGCCGCCGCGCUCGAGGUCGUGCCGCGCACGCUGGCCGAGAACGCGGGCCUGCCGGCCGAGGACGUCGUGUCGGAGCUGUAUGCCGCACACGUCGACCAGGAGGUGGAUGCGGGCGUGGACAUUGAUGCUGAGCGCCCGCCUGCGGUGCGCCGCACGGCCGACCCCAAGGCGCCCGUGCUGGAUUCGUACGCUGCCAAGGACUGGGCGAUCAAGCUCGCGACCGAGGCUGCGAUUUCCGUGCUGCGUGUCGACUCGAUCAUCGUCGCCAAGCAGGCGGGUAUCGCGCCACCGAAGCAGCAGGGGCACUGGGACGACGACUAG
Cutaneotrichosporon oleaginosum is the source of this 1653-nucleotide messenger RNA. RefSeq lists its product as uncharacterized. Gene Ontology annotation, cellular component: chaperonin-containing T-complex. Gene Ontology annotation, biological process: protein folding. Lineage: Eukaryota; Fungi; Basidiomycota; Tremellomycetes; Trichosporonales; Trichosporonaceae. The record is from RefSeq and is a predicted model, not a curated record. Gene Ontology annotation, molecular function: ATP binding; ATP-dependent protein folding chaperone; ATP hydrolysis activity.